This is a messenger RNA of Sorghum bicolor (sorghum), 5124 nucleotides long. Its product is annotated as ABC transporter C family member 3. The record is from RefSeq and is a predicted model, not a curated record. Gene Ontology annotation, biological process: transmembrane transport. Gene Ontology annotation, molecular function: ATP binding; ATP hydrolysis activity; ABC-type transporter activity. Bases 238 to 4773 code for a protein of 1511 amino acids. Gene Ontology annotation, cellular component: vacuolar membrane; plant-type vacuole. Lineage: Eukaryota; Viridiplantae; Streptophyta; Magnoliopsida; Poales; Poaceae. The transcript has 10 exons.
AUCAAGGCGUUGGGCAUGGCCUCAUGCCGUAAGCCUACGGUUGUCCAGUAGUCCGUUAGUCCUGGCUCCUGGGGCAAGGAAGGAACCGGCCACCCGCGAGGCCACGAUCCCUUUGACCGCCAUGGCCGCGUCGCUGUCACGACGACUGACGCCAAGAUGCGCCAGCGCCACCGCCUUGUCGCCUGUAUAAUUCCUCAGCUAUCCAGCCGUCGCUGAUUUCCGCGGCAGGCGGCAGCGAUGGAGACAACACCGGACUGGGACUGGGAGGAAUGCCUCAUUUUCUUCCUACACGGCGUGAGCGCCGCGUCCCACCUUAUCCUGGCGCUCGCCGUCACGGGGCGCUUGCUCCUUCGCCGCCUCUCAGCCGGCCGAACCAAGGACGGGGAGGUGGGUGGAGGAGAUGCUAGCCGCAGUCUUGGCCGGUUUCCGUACUGCUACAGGGUCUCUGUCUGCACCACGUGGGCUCUGGCGGCGUUCGAGGUGCUCCUCGCCGCCUACUCCUGGUACGCGGACGGCGGCGCCGGGUGGUCGGGCGACGCGGUCGCUGAACGGGUGGACGCGGCCGCGCGCGCGGUGUCGUGGUUGCUGCUCGCCGCGUACCUGCAGUUCGAUGUCGGGCGGCGUCGGCGCCAGGAGCGGUUCCCCGCGCCGCUCAGGAUUUGGUGGGCGCUUUUCACGCUGCUCACCGUCGUCGCCGCCGGCGUUCACGCGGCGACGAGUCUGGACGGGUUUCCCGUGCCCGGUCGGUCGUGGGCGCUCGACGCAAUCUCUGUUACUGCAGCGGUGGUUCUACUCUCAGCUGGGUUCCUCGGAAGGAAGGAGGGAAAUGGACGCGGCCAUGCUUCCGAGGAGCAGGAGCCUCUGCUUAACGGCGCGCACGGGGCGGCCGAUGACGACGACGAGAACAGCAGCAGCAGCGCCGCCGACGCAUCCUUGUUCACUGGCGCCGGCUUUCUUAGCGUGCUCACCUUCUCUUGGAUGGGGCCUCUGCUCCGCGUGGGCCACAGGAAGACCCUCGCCCUGGAGGAUGUCCCGGGCCUCGAACCAGGCGACAGCGUUGCUGGCAUCCUCCCGCCCUUCAAGGCCAACCUUGAGGCGCUCACCCGCGACGUCAACAGCGACGGCGGCAGGUCCAGCAAGAAGGUCGUCACCGCGUUCACGCUCACCAAGGCCCUGCUGCGCACCAUAUGGUGGCACGUCGCGGUGACCGCGUUCUACACGCUGGUCUACUGCGUCGCCGCCUACGUCGGGCCGUACCUCAUAGACUCCCUGGUGCAGUACCUGUAUCUCAGCGGCGACGAGAGGUACGCGGGCAAGGGGCAGCUUCUCGUGCUCGCCUUCGUCGUGGCCAAGGUGCUCGAGUGCCUGUCGCAGCGGCACCUGUUCUUCCGGCUGCAGCAGGCGGGGAUACGCGCGCGGUCGGCGCUCGUCGCCGUCGUGUACCAGAAGAGCCUCGCGCUCUCCAGCCAGUCGCGGCGGAGCCGCACGAGCGGAGAGAUGAUCAACAUCGUCAGCGUUGACGCCGACCGCGUCGGCAUCUUCUCAUGGUACCUGCACGAGGUCUGGCAAGUACCGCUGCAAACAGGCAUGGCGAUGUUCAUCCUCUACUCCACCCUCGGGCUCGCCUCGCUCGCCGCGCUCGCUGCCACCGUGGCCAUCAGCCUCGCCACCGUGCCCCUGGGAAGGAUGCAGGAGAGGUUCCAGGAGAAGCUGAUGGACAGCAAGGACGCGAGGAUGAAGGCGACGUCAGAGAGCCUUCACAGCAUGAGGAUCCUGAAGCUGCAGGGGUGGGAGAUGAGAUUCCUGUCCAAGGUCAUCGAUCUGAGGAAGACGGAGGCGAACUGGCUAAAGAGAUACCUCUACACGUCGGCCACCAUGACCUUCGUCUUCUGGGGCACCCCGACCUUCGUCGCCGUGGUGACCUUCGGAGCCUGCAUGCUCAUGGGGAUCCCCUUGGAGACAGGGAAGCUGCUGUCUGCACUGGCCACGUUCCGCGUGCUGCAGGAACCGAUAUACGAACUCCCUGGCACCAUCGCGAUGGUGAUCAAGACCAAGGUGUCUCUUGCCAGGAUAGCAUCGUUCCUGUGCCUCGACGAGCUGCCCAGUGACGCUGUGCAGAGGCUUCCACGUGGCAGCUCUGAGGACUUUGCGAUCAGCGUCAGCAACGGGUGCUUCUCAUGGGAAGCCUCACCUGAAUUUCCAACACUGAAGGACCUCAGCUUCCAAGCUAGGCCAGGCAUGCGCGUUGCAGUCUGUGGGACGGUUGGCUCCGGCAAAUCCAGCUUGCUAUCCUGCAUUCUUGGUGAGAUUCCAAAGUUAUCAGGAGAGGUCCGGACCUGUGGGACAACAGCGUAUGUCAGUCAGUCGGCAUGGAUACAAAGCGGCAAAAUUCAGGAGAACAUACUGUUCGGCAAGGAGAUGGAUACAGAGAAGUACGACAGGGUCCUCGAGUCAUGCGCGCUGAAGAAAGACUUGGAGAUCUUGCCGUUUGGUGACCAGACAGUCAUUGGCGAGCGAGGCAUCAACCUUAGUGGCGGCCAGAAGCAGAGGAUUCAGAUAGCACGCGCUCUGUAUCAGGAUGCCGACAUCUAUUUGUUUGAUGACCCGUUCAGUGCAGUCGAUGCGCAUACCGGAUCCCACCUGUUUAAGGAAUGCUUGCUUGCUGAUUUGGCUUCAAAAACAGUGGUUUAUGUCACUCAUCAGAUUGAAUUCCUACCCGCCGCCGAACUCAUUCUUGUCAUGAAAGAUGGGAGAAUAGCACAGGCAGGAAAAUACGAUGAAAUACUGGGUUCAGGCGAAGAGCUCAUGGAGCUAGUUGGUGCCCACAAGGAGUCUCUAACAGCACUUGAUGUGAUCGAUGGCAUGAACGAAGACAAUGCAUCCUCCUCCUCUCCCAGUGGCAGAGAGAAGCAGAAUCUGUCCAGAUCACUGUCAUUAGCUGAGAAGAAACAUGAAGCCAACGAUGAUGAAGGGAAUGAUGCUCAGAGUGGGCAGCUAGUGCAGGAGGAAGAAAGGGAGAAAGGCAGGGUGGGGUUCUGGGUCUACUGGAAGUACCUCACGCUAGCUUACAAGGGUGCUCUUGUACCCUUGGUGUUGCUAGCACAGAUGCUUUUUCAAGUAAUUCAGAUUGCGAGCAAUUACUGGAUGGCUUGGGCUGCUCCGGUGUCAAAGGAUGUUGAGCCUCCGGUGAGCAUGCCGACGCUGCUCAGUGUCUAUGUGAUGCUGGCUCUUGGAAGCUCGUUGUGCAUCCUCGUAAGAUCACUGCUCCUUGCAACAGCUGGGUACAAGACAGCGACUUUGUUGUUCAACAAGAUGCAUUUCUCCAUAUUCAGAGCUCCUAUGUCUUUCUUCGAUUCCACUCCGAGCGGGCGCAUCUUGAAUAGGGCUUCAACUGAUCAAAGUGAAGUGGACACCAACAUUGCUGACCAGAUGGGCACUGUUGCAUUUUCCAUGAUUCAGCUUGUUGGAAUUAUUGUGGUGAUGUCUCAGGUUGCAUGGCAGGUCUUUGUUGUUUUCAUCCCUGUAUUUGCUGCCUGUGUCUGGUAUCAGCAAUACUACAUUGACACGGCUAGGGAGCUGCAAAGGCUAGUAGGAGUUUGUUAUGCUCCUAUCAUACAACACUUUGCAGAAUCAAUAGCAGGGUCAAGUACUAUUAGAAGCUUCGGCAAGGAAAAUCAGUUUGUGACAACUAACAGUCGUCUAACAGAUGCCUACUCUCGGCCCAAAUUCUACAACGCUGGAGCAAGGGAGUGGCUAUGCUUUCGUCUGGAUGUGCUGUCAUCUCUUGUAUUUGCCUUCUCUUUGAUCUUUUUGAUCAAUCUACCAACCGGUCUCAUUGAUCCAGGUAUUGCUGGUCUUGCUAUCACAUACGGGCUUAGUCUGAACACGUUGCAAGCACAGGUUGUCUGGAGCAUGUGCACUUUGGAGAACAAGAUUAUAUCAGUGGAGAGAAUUCUGCAGUACAUAAGCAUUCCUACAGAACCCCCGCUUGUCAUGUCAGAAAAUAAGUUGGCUCAUAACUGGCCUUCAAAUGGAGAAAUUCAGCUUCAUAAUCUCCAUGUGAAAUAUGCACCACAGUUGCCCUUUGUUCUGAAGGGCCUUACAGUCACUUUUCCGGGUGGCAUGAAGACCGGUAUAGUUGGAAGAACAGGAAGUGGCAAAUCAACCCUCAUUCAGUCCCUCUUCCGUAUUGUUGACCCUACUGUCGGUCAGAUACUAAUCGAUGGCGUCGACAUCUGCACAAUUGGACUACAUGAUCUGAGAUCCAGACUGAGCAUCAUUCCACAAGAGCCGACGAUGUUCGAAGGAACUGUCAGAAGCAACCUUGAUCCCCUAGGGGAGUACUCUGAUGAUCAAAUCUGGGAGGCUUUGGAUUGCUGUCAGCUAGGGGACGAAGUUAGGAAGCAGGAGCUGAAGCUUGACUCACCAGUUAUAGAGAAUGGCGAGAACUGGAGUGUGGGCCAGCGUCAGCUCGUGUGUCUUGGUAGGGUAAUUCUGAAACGGAGCAAGGUUCUUGUUCUGGACGAAGCUACCGCCUCAGUGGAUACUGCAACCGACAACUUGAUCCAGAGAACACUGAGGCAGCAGUUUAAAGAGACGACCGUCAUCACGAUAGCGCACAGGAUCUCGUCCGUUCUUGACAGCGACAUGGUGCUGCUUCUUGACAACGGCGUGGCCGUGGAGCACGACAGGCCCAACAAAUUGCUGGAGGAUAAGUCAUCUCUGUUCUCAAAGCUCGUAGCAGAAUACACCAUGCGGGCGGCGCAUACAUAACAUAGCAGACGAUUGAAGAUGGUUCUUUCGUCUACCCAUCGGUUGAGGCAUACCAAGUCAUCGAAAAUGACCAAAAUUUACUAUUGCCAGAUUGCGCUAGUCCAAGCACAACCAUGGCGAUCUUCUCAAAAGAAAAACCCAACUACAAGCAGCGAGAGGGAUUACAGAGCAGAUGGGUAGUAGUUAUUACCACAUUAAAAAUAAAACCCAUAAAUACAGAUACUUGGCAAAAAAAAACUAUUUUAAUACAAGUACAUGUUAAAUUUCAUUUUCAGAAACUAUAUGCCUUUUCGUCACGUCACAAGUAGUGGCAUGACUAAAUGAAUACUACUACCCUAAUUGACACACUAA